Molecule: messenger RNA, 513 nt
Organism: Caenorhabditis remanei
Lineage: Eukaryota; Metazoa; Nematoda; Chromadorea; Rhabditida; Rhabditidae
Exons: 2
Coding region: 1-513 (170 amino acids)
Source: RefSeq, a predicted model, not a curated record
AUGAAUCCUGUCGAAUCAGAAUCUCCUUCCAGCCAACACCAUGCCGAUGAAGAAGACGAUGAACUCAAGAAAACAAAGAAGGAACUGGAAGAUGUUCAGAAAAAACUGACGGCAGAGCGGAAGAAUCACGAAAAGACGAAGGAAACACUUCAUAAUCUGGAGUUGAAAUGGAAAGUUUGGUUCGACGAGGAAGACCUGGGAGCAAAGUUUAGAGUGGAAAAGGAGAAAACUGAAAACUUGAGAGAAAGAACCGAAAAAUUAAAAGAGAAAUUGGGAAAACUUCUCGAUAUAAAGUCGUGGAAAGCGUGCACGCUGUGCUGUCAAGAAUUCAGCAAAGAAGGAGACAUGAUCCCGAGGUCCUUGCAAUGUGGACACACCAUCUGCUCAGCCUGUCUCCGAAAACUAAUCAAGCCGACAUACACCAAGUGUCCAUUUGAUGGGAUCGUUUGGCGUUCCAGCACGACGAAGACAGUCGAUGAUUUUCCGAAGAACUAUAAAGUGCUUGAUAUCUGA